UUCAAAUUUAAAAUCACACACGGGAGAUAAAAUUACAGGCGGAAUUUUAUUUUUUAUUUUUAUUUUUUAAUUUUUUAAGCGAAAACAUUAGGACCAGAGUGGGAGAGAGAAGGGAAAUAAGAAAGCAUUCAAACCAGAGAGAGAGAGAGGGUGGGUUCGUCAGACAAUUUUCUUCGCGUUCAAUUGGUUCGGAAAGAGAGAGGUGGGAGCGAGAGCGAGAGCGAGGAGGGCCUUCCCUCUCCUUUUUUACGAUCGUUGAAUCUUGGAAUCUUCUUGAUCGACACAGGAACCGUGUAACCUCCCUCUGAUCUGCCGCAGAUCUCGCCUUCUGGUUCUUGUUUUCGCUCGUGUCGUCAUUACGUUUUAGGGUUUCCGUUCGGUCGAUCGCGAGCCGCAGAGCGUUAUUUAGGGGGUUUUUGUGGUUCAUUUGAUAUUCGAUCGAAGAUCUGCUUUGUUCGAUGGAGGCGAUCGAUGAGUUGGUUCAGCUGUCGGAGUCUAUGCGCCAAGCCGCGGCUUUGCUGGCCGACGAAGACGUAGAUGAGAAUUCGAAUUCGAGUUCUUCUUCAAGAAGAGCUCCGACAUUCCUCAAUGUUGUAGCUCUUGGAAAUGUCGGUGCUGGAAAAUCUGCAGUUUUGAACAGUUUAAUUGGCCACCCUGUACUACCAACUGGUGAAAAUGGUGCUACUCGGGCUCCUAUAAGCAUAGAUUUACAGCGGGAUGGUUCUGUGAGCAGCAGGUCAAUCAUCUUGCAGAUUGACAAUAAAUCUCAACAAGUUUCUGCAAGUGCUCUUCGACAUUCUCUCCAAGAUAGGUUGAGUAAAGGUUCUUCAGGCAAAAGUAGGGAUGAAAUAUAUUUGAAGCUACGCACAAGUACAGCGCCUCCCUUGAAACUGACCGAUUUACCUGGUUUGGAUCAACGGAUUAUGGAUGAUUCAAUGGUAAGUGACUAUGCUGAGCGGAAUGAUGCCAUUUUGCUAGUUGUUGUUCCUGCUGUCCAAGCACCGGAAAUUUCUUCUUCUCGAGCCCUCAGAGUUGCCAAGGAACAUGAUGGUGAUGGUACUAGAACUGUUGGUGUAAUUAGUAAAAUAGAUCAAGCUGCUACAGAUCAGAAAGCCCUGGCAGCUGUUCAGGCUCUUUUGUUAAAUCAGGGACCGCCAAAAACAUCUGAUAUUCCAUGGGUUGCUUUGAUUGGUCAGUCUGUUUCAAUAGCUUCUGCCCAGUCUGGUGGUGCUGGCUCUGAGAGCUCGUUAGAAACUGCUUGGAGGGCUGAAAGUGAAAGUCUUAAGUCCAUAUUGACUGGAGCUCCUCAAAGCAAGCUUGGCCGAGUAGCUUUAGUGGAUGCCUUGGCUCAUCAGAUUCGCAAGCGCAUGAAAGUCCGGCUCCCAAACCUCCUGUCUGGGUUACAAGGGAAGUCGCAGGUAGUAGGGGAGGAGUUAGUAAGGCUUGGUGAACAAAUGGUCCAUAGUGCUGAGGGCACAAGAGCUAUAGCUUUGGAGCUUUGCCGCGAAUUUGAGGACAAGUUUCUCCUACACAUUACUGGCGGUGAGGGUUCUGGGUGGAAAGUUGUUGCCAGUUUUGAGGGAAAUUUUCCAAACAGGAUCAAGCAGCUUCCCUUAGAUAGACAUUUUGAUAUCAACAAUGUAAAGAGGAUUGUGCUAGAAGCAGAUGGGUAUCAACCAUAUCUUAUAUCUCCAGAGAAAGGUUUGAGAUCUUUAAUAAAAGGUGUACUGGAGCUUGCAAAGGAGCCAUCACGACUUUGUGUUGAUGAGGUUCAUCGUGUCUUGGUGGAUAUAGUUUCUGCUGCUGCAAAUGCUACGCCAGGUCUGGGAAGAUAUCCUCCUUUCAAGAGAGAGGUUGUGGCAAUUGCAAGUGCUGCACUGGAUGAGUUUAAGAAUGAAGCCAAGAAAAUGGUGGUUGCACUUGUUGACAUGGAGCGAGCUUUUGUGCCCCCUCAACACUUUAUACGUCUUGUGCAAAGGAGGAUGGAGAGACAGCGAAGGGAAGAGGAGCUGAAGACACGUUCCUCAAAAAAAGGAAAUGAAGCUGAACAAGCCAUACUUAACAGGGCAACUAGUCCUCAAACAGGCAGUCAACAAACUGGUGGAAGCUUGAAAUCAAUGAAAGACAAAUCCAACCAGUCUGAUAAAGAUGUGUCAGAGGGUUCAGCUUUGAAGACUGCUGGUCCUGGUGGUGAAAUAACAGCAGGCUUUUUACUUAAAAAAAGUGCGAAAACGAAUGGAUGGAGCAGGCGAUGGUUUGUUUUGAAUGAGAAAAGUGGCAAGCUUGGUUACACCAAAAAGCAAGAAGAAAGACAUUUCCGCGGUGUCAUCACUUUGGAGGAAUGUAAUAUAGAAGAGACAGCAGAUGAUGAAGAGCCCCCUUCAAAAAGUUCAAAGGAUAAGAAGGCCAAUGGACCAGAUUCUGGAAAAGGAUCCAAUCUUGUGUUCAAGAUAACAAGCAAGGUUCCAUAUAAAACUGUACUAAAAGCACAUAGUGCUGUUGUGUUAAAGGCUGAGAGUGUGGCAGAUAAGGUUGAAUGGGUGAACAAGAUAAGAAAUGUCAUUCAACCUUCCAAAGGUGGUCAAAUGAAGGGAGUGUCAUCUGAAGGUGGUGUUACCAUGCGGCAAAGUCAAUCUGAUGGUUCUCUAGAUACAAUGACUCGAAGACCUGCCGACCCUGAAGAAGAACUUCGGUGGAUGUCUCAAGAAGUACGUGGUUAUGUUGAAGCGGUUUUGAAUAGUCUGGCAGCUAAUGUCCCCAAGGCGGUUGUUCUAUGCCAAGUUGAGAAAGCCAAGGAAGACAUGCUGAAUCAGCUAUACAGCUCGAUCAGUGCCCAGAGCACGGCAAGGAUUGAAGAGCUGCUUCAAGAGGACCAGAAUGUAAAACGUAGGAGGGAACGAUAUCAGAAACAGUCCUCUCUCCUCUCAAAGUUGACACGUCAGCUUAGCAUUCAUGAUAAUCGAGCAGCUGCUGCCUCUGGCUGGUCUAAUGGUAAUGGAGCAGAAAGCAGCCCAAGAAGCAGUGGUCCACCAGGUGAAGACUGGAGAUCUGCAUUUGAUGCUGCUGCCAAUGGACCUACGGACUAUAAUUCCUACUCGGACCUGUCUAGGUCUUCAUCCAAUGGUUACAGCCACAGUCGGCGCAACAGCGAUCCAGCACAGAAUGGUGACGUGAGCUCAGGGUCAAACCGUCGCACAACACCAAACCGGUUGCCACCACCACCCCCACAGUCGGGUUCUUCAGGGCACAGAUACUUUUAGGUGGCAAACCAGAUUUAUUUGACCAUUCAAUUAUUCGCAUAUUAUUGGUUGGUGAGAAUCGGCUCGGCUUUAUUUCAUGAUCCAGGCAUUAUAUUGUGAUUCAGAUUCUGCCGAGAAAUCUUAAGAAGAAAGAGGGCGUGUGUACAUAAAUAUCAGUCUCAGUUCCCUAAUCUCAGGCAUAUUUUUUACUGGUUUGCCCAGUUUCAAAACAGUGGAUUUCAAGGCUUACUUGAAUUCCAUUUAUUAUAUUCCCUCUAUCCGAUGUUUUCUUUUUUCUUUUUUUCUUGUUACUUUUUUUUUUUUUUUUCAAUCACUCAUUUUUGGAUGGCAUAGUUGUAUUUGGCUGUAUUACUUCUGUUUUUAUAUGUAUUGUCCAUUUUGGAAAUGGCUGUGUAACAUUUGAGAAUUAUCCCCUUUAGCAAAUGGGAAGACACUUUUUACCACUUGGGUUUUAUAAAGUAUGACUUUCGUGUUUGGCGACA
Molecule: messenger RNA, 3742 nt
Organism: Malania oleifera
Lineage: Eukaryota; Viridiplantae; Streptophyta; Magnoliopsida; Santalales; Ximeniaceae
Product: dynamin-2A-like
Exons: 22
Coding region: 459-3260 (933 amino acids)
Cellular component (GO): microtubule; membrane; cytoplasm
Molecular function (GO): microtubule binding; GTP binding; GTPase activity
Source: RefSeq, a predicted model, not a curated record